Molecule: messenger RNA, 1528 nt
Organism: Sclerotinia trifoliorum
Lineage: Eukaryota; Fungi; Ascomycota; Leotiomycetes; Helotiales; Sclerotiniaceae
Source: the annotation of a GenBank genome assembly
UUCUAUACCUCCAUUACUACUCAAUUAACCAAAAAUUAACAAUUAACACACAAACAGCUAUCUAGAAUGGCGAUUCCACCCAAAAAUCGGCACACACAAAUUGAUAUGUUCGCGUUAACGGGUGACAAAUCGACAGUACUAUCUACAAAGGAUACUAGACAGCAAGCUUCGCAGAAGGAUACUCAAAACAAUAAGAAGCCUCAGCCCAUAGGACGAUAUGGUUUGAAGCCACCGCCAUCGCCCAAGGUGAAAAAGGUGAGACCGACACUGGAAAGCUCUGCCCUUCAACUCAGGGCAGCAUGGAAAUCCCCGUGGGACAAGUAUGAAAAGAUCUAUGAUCUUGAACUUGGUGGUCCCGUUGCAGUAGCGGUCCGAAAAGUGCCUCCAAUAGAGCUCGUUCAUGUGAGGGCAUUUUUGAAACCGGUGGCCGAGAAGGCACUUCAUAUGUUCCGACAACUUCAGCAUCAUAAUAUUAUUGCUGCCCUAGAUGCUUUUACCACUGACGAAGGCCUCUUUAUCAUUCUCGAGCAUAUGCCUAUAUCUCUCGACCGAAUCGUCAGCUCCCCAGCCUACCCUGAUGAGCAACAACUCGCUGCUAUCCUCGGACAAGUAAGGUCUCUCACUUACAUAUAAGCAGUCGCUAAUUAUAAUAGAUUCUCAAUGGUGUGGCUUACCUCUCGGCGGAAGGAUUUGAACACGGAUCUCUGUGCUGCUCAAAUAUCUUCUUAAACACAAAUGGAGAAGUCAAGAUUGGUAAACAGAUUCUCUUCCAAUAAACGCCUAAUCUAAUAUGAGUUUAUAGCAAAUCAAGAAUGUUGUCACUUAGCAGAAACCACAGGCGACCCUUGUGAUCUGAGGGCCCUUUCUCCAAUUGUGAUGGAGUUGAUGCAAAAGUAUGUCAAAGAGGAUGGUGCAAUCGGUAUCGACGACCUACACCGCUGGCAUCCCAACUCAAAUGCCGUCGGGUUCCUUUCUGCUACAACAUCCGCAACUUCGAUUGUGGAAUUGCUCAAGGUACAUCAAUUUGUUAUUUCAAAGUUCAAUUCUAAUUUUAACUUAAUAGCAUCCCCUUCUGACUAGUCCUUGGCGCAAGGAAUCUCUCGUUGGUUUGAUAUCUUUAGCUCAAGUUUGUUUACGUGGUCGUUACAAGUAUACACCAAAAGUGUAACUAUGUUGAUGUAACUUUAAACUGUUAUACUUUGCCUUACAAUAGUCUACGAAUUCAGACCCAAAAAUAUCUUCUAUUCUAUUUUUAUUAAAUAAUAAAAUUCACGAGGUUAAUUCAUAUUCAUAAAUGUAUUCAACAGAAUUCUUUUGAAAAGUGCCUGCUCAAAUGUUACCGUGUCCCUCCUUACUCCUGAAAUUUAUCCAUUCUCGCCAAUGGGAUUUUCAAAAAAUCAUCAGCCCCACUCCAUCCUGAGCCCUAGCCCGGCCUGUCUCCGCAAAAGUGCGCAACCUCAUACAUCGACCUUAAAAUGACAUAUGCUAAAAUAAGAAAAUCCUCAUCAAAGUCUCUCUUAAUAUGGAU